UGUCACGUGACUCUUGGCUGCGGGACAUGCAGAGAGGAGCUGGGAAGUGCGGAGGCGGCUGUUGUUGGAACGAAGUCCCGCCUCCUCUGACAGGAUUGGUUCAGCGUUCGCGUGGCAUCACGCUGAUUGGACAAUUGCGCUAGAAUGUGACCUGCUCACCAAUAACAGGGCAGGAAGCCUGAUUUGCCGGAAUGUGGUUGGGAAAAUAAAAUCAACAACAAAAACGCUGACAAACUGUGUGAUGGUGAGCCUCAGCUUCAGUGGGUGAUGUGAAGACGCUGCCUGUGUGUGUGUCUCUGUGUGUGUGAGGUGCAGCGAUGAAGCUAAAUGAGCGGAGCGUGGUGCACUACGCCACCUGUGGCGUUCCUCCAGAUAAAUCAGGCUUCCUGAUGAAGAAGAGCGAGCGCAGUGGGACAUUCCACCGCCGCUGGUGCGUUCUCAAAGCCAACCUGCUCUUCCUGUUUGAGGAGCGCGGGAGGCGCGAGCCGCUGGGCCUGGUGGUGCUGGAGGGCUGCACGGUGGAGCUGUGUGAGAGCGAGCGCGUCGACUUUGCCUUCUCCAUACGCUUCGGACCGAGCCACACCCACACGCUCGCCGCCGACACGCAGGCCGAGAUGGAGGACUGGGCCAAGGCGUUAGCGCACGCUAGCUUCCAGUACCUGCGCCUGCUGGUGCGCGAGCUCGAGAAGCAGCUGGAGGAGGUGCAGAAGAGGCACGAGGGCGGAGCAGCAGGAGGUGGAGGAGUGAGCGCGGCGCUCCGUCCCGAUCCCAACGGCAGGGAGAACGGAGUUUCCUGGAAUGAGCCGUCACAUGCUGAGGGGAGAGAGAACAGCGUCUCCUGGAGCAAACCCACGCUUGCUAACGGGGUGGCCUGGGAGGGCGAGUGUGGCCCGAGGGGGCGUCCUCCACCUGUUCCUCCGCGCAGGAAAAGCCCCCCUGAGGUGGGUGUGGCUCAUGGAGAGGUGGGUGUAUCUCCCGGAACCACCUGCUUCUCCAAACUGCACGACUGGUACGGAAAGGAAGUGGCUCAGCUCCGCAGCGAGUGGCUGCAGAGUCAGUAGCAGGGGUGCGUUUGAGCCACAGACUCGAAUCAUCACGGUAUUCAACACCACACUGUUACCUGGGUUCCUCAGGAAGGGGCGGGGUUAACGAGACAACAAACAUGACAAUGACCUGGAAUCCCGGACGAGCCCCAGUCGAGUGUGUGGAGCUUCAACACCAGAGACGAGGAGAGGAGUGGACGCUGUUUCAGUCUCUCCAUCUCUGAUCCAACCUCCAGCAUGGUUUAUUUACAGUAAUUACAAAAUAAAGGACUGGAGACGGUGCAUGAAAACGAGAAAUACAGAAGUCCAACACUUGUACAGGUGCAGAUUCGCCAUGGAAACACGUUUUCACGAAUAAACCUGGAGUUAAAACGGACUGAGGUUCUUAUAAACGGAGGAACAGAAGCUCCACAGUGAAGCGAACGAUCUACAGGAAGUUAGUGAAUAACGUGUGAAUAAUCUCUCGGUGGACUCGUUAAUGAUGUUGUCUCGGUGCUUUACCAUCCUGUCUCCCCCUCCUCCUCCUCCUCCUCCUAAUCAGACUCUGUUAGCAUGAGUUUUAUCCCAUUUUUUUACUCACUGUGUUUAUCUUGUUUAAUCUCGCUCCUUUAUACAUUACAAAGGUGACUAAUAGCUACAUUUUUUUAAUGUUAUCAAGGUCAUUUUAAGGUGCAUCUCUAAACAGGAAGUGAGGAUGAUGCUUCCGGAUAAAGUGCCGUUAUUUCUGAGUGAACCGGGGGGGGGGGUCAGCCGGAGUAGUGUUGUUACUGUACACAUUUCUACAGUUACACUAUUACUAAUAGCAUUAUUACUAUUAUUGGUGCUUAUUUUUAAAAAAAAAACGUCCAGCUGGAACCUUUCUGGAAAAAGCCCCAGUGCCAAAAGUUUUGCUUGUUUGUGCAGUGGAAAUAAAAUUUGAUUUCCGUUUUAAUAGUAAUAAUAAUAGCGUGUAUUUAACGCUGUAGCAGUGUGUGAGCGCGACGUUAGCGAGCUGGAGCUGGUCUCUAGCGGAAUGUUGUCGUCGUUAUUGCGAUGGAAUUUUCCAGCGUUUACACCGAAUCUGUUUCUAUUUUAUAGAUUUCUUAAUUGAAAUGGUUUCCAUGGUUACGUUUACGUUUGCUCGUCAGUUUACUCCUCUCUAAAAGAGUUAACUCCGUUUCUGAUUUUGGUCCGAUGAAAUAUUAAGAAUUUAAUUUUAAAAUGAAAGCCACGGUACUCGACAUUGUUUCUAAAACAAACAAAGGACUUACUGCACUAUUUUUAAAUUACUUUUUUUUUUUGAGAGACGUUUAUAGAAGAAGAAGCCUUUAUUUGUCACAUGCACACUUCAAGCAUUGUGAAAUUCAUCCUCUGUAUUUAACCCAUCUGAAGCAGUGAACACACACACACACCCAGAGCAGUGGGCAGCCGCACUACAGCGCCCGGGGAGCAGUCAGGGGUUCGGUACCUCGCUUAAGGGCACUUCAGCCCAAGGCUGCCCCACGUUAACCUACUGCAUGUCUUUGGGGGAAACCGGAGCACCCGGAGGAAACCCACGCAGACACAGGGAGAACAUGCAAACUCCACACAGAAAGGCCCUCGCCGGCCACGGGGCUCGAACCCGGACCUUCUUGCUGUGAGGCGACAGUGCUAACCACUACACCACCGUGCCAGUGUUUUACAGAGACGGGCUGUGUGUAUGAGCUCAGCAGUACAAAGUUCUUCAUUGUAUAAUCUAAUAAUCUGUGUUUUUUAAUCCUCUAUAUCAUUAUUCAUUUAACCAACACGUUUAAUCCAUGUUGACUGAAGCCGAGGUGCCGCAGCCUGAGCUCAGGACUUACUGCUUUACAAAGGGAAUUAAACACUCUGCUUGUUUAGGAAACUAAUCAACACUCUGAAGAUAUUUUCCCUAACAGGACAACAUGGAGUGUUUUAUUCCUCUUACACCAUCGCGGGUUAGCAGCAUGUCCGCGUGAGCAGCGUGUAAUCCACUCUUCACUUCCCCGAGUCUGAGCUUUCACCUCCAUCAGUGCUGAAGAGAGAGACGAUUAAACUCCACCUGUCCGUCUGUCUAAUGAUUGUAUUUUACAAAUAAACCACUUUUUCCAACAA
Messenger RNA from Neoarius graeffei (lesser salmon catfish), 3134 nucleotides. RefSeq names its product PH domain containing endocytic trafficking adaptor 1 (gene pheta1). Bases 318 to 1061 code for a protein of 247 amino acids. Lineage: Eukaryota; Metazoa; Chordata; Actinopteri; Siluriformes; Ariidae. The transcript has 4 exons. Gene Ontology annotation, biological process: retrograde transport, endosome to Golgi; receptor recycling; endosome organization. Gene Ontology annotation, cellular component: early endosome; trans-Golgi network; recycling endosome. The record is from RefSeq and is a predicted model, not a curated record.